This is a messenger RNA of Auanema sp. JU1783, 1800 nucleotides long. The record is from the annotation of a GenBank genome assembly. Lineage: Eukaryota; Metazoa; Nematoda; Chromadorea; Rhabditida; Rhabditidae.
AUGAAUUCUCUGGAGGCAGCUGAAGACGACGACUCGUUUGACGAGAAUCCCGAGCCUAUUUUUAAAAGAGGAUAUACCCGAACUGGUGGAUCGUUCGCACGAUUGUCGGCCGCUAUCAGAAGGUCUAUUCGGUUGCCAUCUCGCUCCCGACAGAGUCAAGAAUCUUUUGUAGCCAAAAAGGAAAGUCACAAAAAGGAAUCUGGCCCACCAUUCAGUAGUAAUAGUAAUUUGGCGGUAGCCGCUUCUGGCAUACCAUCUAGGCUUGAUGAAAUUAAGGAGAACCUCCGUAUUAAUAGAGUUGAUAAGGUCAAAAAAAUUGUUAGGAAAGCUGAUUGGCCCCCCAGACAUGAAGUUCGACGUGAACUCUGGAAAGAGUUAUGCAAAGGAAAAGAUUUUGAUAGCAGUAGAUCUGUUUUCCGAGGCCAACUGGAGGAGUUACUGAGAGGAGGAAAGAAAACUAGCAAGCCACAGUUCCUCAGUGAAGAUGGGGUAGUCAUAAACAAUUUCGAUUUGAAUGAACAAGGAUCGAUUCGCCUCCUGAGACUGCUCAAAAUCAUCGAAAGCAUGCGUCCGGAAAUCAGUUCUGCACCUAUUCUUUACCCAAUAUGUGCGAUUAUGUUGCAUUAUUUGGAAGACGCGGAUGUGUUUGCUUGCAUUCAUCAGCUUUUAGCUCACAAGUUUCUUCUAUUCCAGGGUUACUUAAUGACUUCACCAGUUGAAUGGGUGGCUUCAGCUCACACAAUUUUAGCUUUAAUCAAAAAACACAAACCACAAUCUUAUGUUCUACUGAAACGAAGAUGCGGAACGUCGGAUGAUUCUGUUCUCGUUCAAACUAUGAGAGAUUGGUUGUCUUGGAUAUUUCAAGGUCUUCCUUUGUCACAUGUAGUAAGAAUAAUUGACUGUUUCCUGGUAGAGGGACAUAAGUUCAUAACCAGGGCAGGAAUUGCAAUUGUAUAUAUUUGGUCUAAGUCUUUCAAGCAUGACACAACGGAUCUUUCCGGCAAAUCACAAGGAGAAAGAGUUGAAUUAGUGAAACGUGAGAUAGCUAGUACUGCACAACAAUUACAGUUGAGCACUGAAACUUUCAUUGAAACUUGUGUGAGAAUUCGAAAUCUUCAGAGUUCGAAAAUAUCGGCAUUCCAAAAAGAUUUUGAGGACAAGCUGCGUGAUCAGGUUAACCACCAACAGUCUUUGAAAAAGGCUAGUAGAGUGGGAAGAGCUACCCGUGAUCUAGUGGUGCGUGCUUUCGAAUCGAAAAUUGUCAACAGCGAAGUGGCUGCUAUACUCAUUACUAAUCUUCCAUUACGCCUUCAACUGAUCACACCACAUUUACUGUUCAGAUUAAGUGAUGAUGGUGCUAGUUUUACUAACUUGUGGCAUAGAGUUGAUGAAGCGGAUCAAUCUUUAAUUAUAAUACGGACACUAAAUGGAGAAGUUUUCGGAGCUUAUUGUAGCUCGUCCUGGGCGGAACGUAAUGAUAGAAGGGAACGCACUAAGUCAAAAUACUUCGGAACUGGCGAGUCAUUUGUUUGGCGCCUCGAAUCUGAAGAUGAACCUGUAAUAUACGGAUGGGUAGGAAAUAAUAACGAUCAUGCUGACUCUUGUCCUCAAAUGUUCAUGGCUGCUAAUGAUAAAAUGCUUGUGAUUGGAUCUGGAGAUGGUGAUGCUAUACGUAUCGUAGACGAACUUACACAGGGUAUCACCUCAGGAUCACAAACUUUUGGUAGUCCAGCUUUAGUGGAAGAAAGAACGUUUUUCAUUGAUCAAUUGGAAGUUUUUGGUGUUUCCACUGGAUCAUGA